AUGGAUCAUUAUGGCAGAGUCCUUACCGCAGAGGAAUUCCAGCUUCUGCAAGAACAAUUCAGUUUCUUACCGGAGCAUGGUGUGAUGAUUCCAGUGGAGGGAUCAUCGAUCUAUGACUGUCCUCUAGGGAAAGUGGGGCAUAGGCAAUGGUUUUGGGUCAACCAAAACCUUGUGGCGCAUGGGUUUCUUAAAACCCGAGACUUUCCUGAUCAUCUUCCCAAGUUAUUCGGGGAUAACUUAACUCUUGGCAAACGAUUGGGAAACAUUAUUGUCAUCAAGGAGAACUGGGAAGAUUUCAUCCUUGCCGCAACUGGUGCCGAAGUUGAGAUUUCCUUGGAGAUGGGCCUGCGUGGUCACUAUCGGGGUAAGCUUUGUCAAUGGGAGGUUGAUCUUGUGGAGGCUCUUCCCCCUCCUGUGUCUGAAAAACGUAUACAAGAGCUCGCUAGAUUGCUCUCAACAGAAGGGAGAAAUGCUAAUUCUGGCGGACCUGCCUCGCCUUCCCAUCCGGUUGUUGGGGCCAUUUUCCCUGCUCAUUUUCCGUCCUCUUCUUCUGCCUAUAUUCCUAUGACUGAAUCCGAUGACGUGGGCCUCCGUCCUCGUAAGAUGCGCAACACGGUGUCCGUGCCCAAGCUUCUUGGAGUUGAUCCUGGUUCCUAUUUCGUGCUUGGGGGUGCACCGGGCAUGUCAGGAGAUUCUUCACCAUCGGACAAACCUUCCAUGGUUGAUGAAGUGAGAACUGCGUCCUCCCCCUUGGCUUCCGAGGCUUAUGCUUUAGGUUGGGUGGUUACUAAGGAUUCCUUACUGUCAGAAUACAUCGCUGCCCUGGAAUGGAAUAGUCGUGCCCAUCCACCGGCCACAAUGAAGUUAUUUGCGGCCCAAUCGGGAACUCGCAUGGCCGUUGACCUUUGA
Lactuca saligna is the source of this 909-nucleotide messenger RNA. NCBI's taxonomy places the organism in Eukaryota, Viridiplantae, Streptophyta, Magnoliopsida, Asterales, Asteraceae. The record is from the annotation of a GenBank genome assembly.